AUGCUUAAAAAAGAAUCCGAACCCCAAAAUAUUAAAAGAGGAGAAGUGUAUUGGGUCAGACUAGAUCCAGCCGAGGGAGCCGAAAUCAAAAAAACCCGUCCAGUUGUAGUAGUCUCUAACAACGAACAAAAUGCCAAAAGUAAAGUAGUAAUUGUGGCUCCGAUUUCCAAAAAGGUUAGUCGUAUUUAUCCAACUUUUCAAGUGCCAAUUUAUUUAAAAGGAGAAUUAAGAAAAGUUAAAUGUGAACAAAUUAGAGCCGUAGGAAAACACCGAAUAAUUGGAAAAAAGAUUGCCAACUUAACUGAUACAGAAAUGGAAAAA
Messenger RNA from Racocetra persica, 321 nucleotides. Lineage: Eukaryota; Fungi; Glomeromycota; Glomeromycetes; Diversisporales; Gigasporaceae. The record is from the annotation of a GenBank genome assembly.